GCCGAGCCCCUCCCCCGCGGUGCCUUCGCCCCUCGGGGCUGCCAAUAAACUGUUACACCACCGGAGUGUGCGCGACUCGGAGGGCGGGGACCGAUCGCAACGUCUCCGCCGUCGAGGAUGCGCGCAGAGCCCGGCGCGCCCGCAGAGACCAGCGCAGGUGCAGGACGCGAGCAGGCAGCGGCCGCCCCGCCCUCGCCCGCGCCUGCGCAGUCGGCGGCCAGCGCAGGGCAUUGUGGGAGCCGCCCGAGCCCGCCGCCGCAGCCCUGGAGCCCCUGAGAGACGUCCACCUCGGCUUGGCCCCGCGCCCCGGCCGCCUGGCGCUGCUGUCCGGCCACUACCUCUACUACCACUACGGCUGCGACGGCGUGGACGACCGCGGCUGGGGCUGCGGCUACCGCACCCUGCAGACGCUGUGCUCCUGGCCAGCCGGCCGGCCCACGCGGGUGCCCACGUUGGCGGCAGUGCAGGCGGCCCUGGAGGACAUGGGCGACAAGCCGCGUGGCUUCCGCGGCUCCCGGGACUGGAUCGGCUGCGUGGAGGCCUGCCUCUGCCUCGACUACUUCGGAGGACCCCAGGGACGCCUGUGCCACGUGCCCCGGGGCACCGGGCUGCGUGGGCAGCUGGACUCGCUCUACUCCCACUUCGCGGGAGGCGGGGGGCCCGUGAUGGUGGGGGGCGACGCAGACGCCCAGUCCAAGGCCCUGCUGGGUGUGUGCCUGGGGCCGGGCACGGAAGCUUCCGUCCUGGUCCUGGACCCUCACUGCUGGGGGGCUCCACAGAGCCCCCGUGACCUCCAGGCCGCCGGGUGGGUGGGCUGGCAUGACGUCAGCACGGUCUUCAACCCCGCCUCGUUCUACAACCUGUGUCUGACCAGCCCAAGCCCGGACAGUACAGGGGCCCAUUCCCUGGACUGAGGCUCGCCGUGGCCCCCCAUAUUCCACCCCAUGUCCUUUAUCCAAGGAACAGGCCCAACCCUCGGUAACAAUAAAGCGACAGGCCCCGCUA
Sorex araneus (European shrew) is the source of this 1005-nucleotide messenger RNA. RefSeq names its product UFM1 specific peptidase 1 (inactive) (gene UFSP1). NCBI's taxonomy places the organism in Eukaryota, Metazoa, Chordata, Mammalia, Eulipotyphla, Soricidae. The record is from RefSeq and is a predicted model, not a curated record. The transcript has a single exon. The coding region runs from base 483 to 914 and encodes 143 amino acids.